Messenger RNA from Penicillium brasilianum, 2316 nucleotides. The record is from the annotation of a GenBank genome assembly. Lineage: Eukaryota; Fungi; Ascomycota; Eurotiomycetes; Eurotiales; Aspergillaceae.
CCCCCUGCUGUCCAUGGCCCCUUGUAGUCUUCUCCCAAUCCUUACCGAAGCGAAAUUGAAAAGGAAACACAGAUUCCUUGGGAUAUAAAAAGCUGCAUAUGCGCCCAUGAAUGAGAGAUAUACAACUGCAAAUCUCCUUCUUCAUGGCUCCAAGACUCUGGACUGCGCUGUAUGCGCUAAGCUUCGCCCACGCAGCGGUCGCUGCACCGCAGCUGGCACCUCGUGCAACAGGUAGCCUGGACACAUGGUUGGCAUCGGAGACCACGGUAGCACGGCAAGGCAUCCUUGAUAACAUUGGAUCGAGUGGUGCCUAUGCUGCCAGUGCGAAGCCAGGCAUUAUCAUUGCCAGUCCCAGCACCAGCAGCCCUGAUUACUAUUAUACUUGGACUCGUGACUCUGCCUUAACCAUGAAGGUUUUGAUUGAUCAGUUCAAGAACGGUGACACGUCAUUGCUCACGGUGAUCGAGGAGUAUAUCAGCGCUCAGGCGUAUCUCCAGACUGUUUCUAACCCAUCGGGCUCCCUCUCCUCCGGUGGCUUGGGUGAGCCCAAGUUUAACGUUGAUGAGAGUGCCUACACUGGGUCUUGGGGUCGACCGCAGCGCGACGGACCUGCGCUCCGAGCCACCGCCUUGAUUGCAUUUGGGCAGUGGUUGAUUAGCAACGGAUACACUACCCAGGCAACUAAUAUUAUCUGGCCUAUCGUGCGCAACGAUCUCUCAUACGUCGCCCAGAACUGGAACAGCUCUGGAUACGACCUAUGGGAGGAAGUCAGUGGAGAGUCAUUCUUCACGAUUGCGGUACAACACCGUGCCUUGGUUGAAGGUAGUACUUUUGCGAGUCAAGUAGGCUCUUCCUGCUCGUAUUGUGACUCGCAGGCUCCUCAGAUUCUUUGCUUCCUGCAGUCCUUCUGGACUGGAUCCUACAUUCUGGCCAACUUUGGUAGCAGCCGUACUGGCAAGGACGCCAAUACCCUGUUAGGAAGCAUUCACACUUUCGAUCCCCAGGCUGGCUGUGAUGAUAGCACUUUCCAACCUUGCUCUGCGCGAGCAUUAGCUAACCACAAAGUGGUGAUUGAUUCUUUCCGUUCUGUCUAUACCCUUAACAGUGGUAUCGCCGAAGGCACUGCCGUAUCCGUCGGGCGUUACCCCGAGGACUCUUACUACAACGGUAACCCCUGGUAUCUUUGCACCAUGGCUGCUGCUGAGCUUCUCUAUGAUGCUUUAUACCAGUGGAACAGGAUUGGUUCUCUGACCAUCAAUUCCGUGUCUCUUGCAUUCUUCCAGGACGUGUACAGCUCUGCUGCUACUGGAACUUACUCUUCAUCCAGCGCAACCUACUCUACAAUCGUCAGUGCAGUCAAGACCUAUGCUGAUGGGUACAUGAGCAUUGUGGAGAAAUAUGCCAUGACCAACGGGUCCAUGUCGGAGCAGUUCUCCAAGUCUGAUGGCUCUCAGUUAUCUGCCCGAGACUUGACCUGGUCUUAUGCUGCUCUUCUCUCUGCAAACAACCGACGUAAUUCCGUCGUCCCUGCUGCUUGGGGCGAGACCUCUGCCAGUAGCGUUCCCGCAACAUGUGUCGCGACAUCUGCUACUGGUACCUACAGCACGGCUACCUCCACUUCCUGGCCGGCAACUUUGACUAGUGUGUCUGGAGCAACAACCACUACUACUACUACAAGCGCGACCACCACCAAUACUGGAUCCACUACGAGCACUACCAAGACUACAACGACUACCACUUCGACUAGCUCUUGCACCACCCCAACCGCCGUGGCUGUUACAUUCGAUCUUAUCGCAACAACCACCUAUGGAGAGAAUGUCAAGAUCGCAGGUUCCAUCAGCCAGCUGGGUAACUGGGAUACAAGCAAUGCAGUUGCACUGAGUGCAGCAGAUUACACCUCCAGUAACCACUUGUGGUUCGUGGAUGUUAGCCUUCCUGCCGGCACAGUCUUCGAGUAUAAGUACAUUCGGGUCGAGAGCGAUGGAACUAUCGAGUGGGAAAGCGACCCCAACCGCUCGUAUACUGUGCCUGCAGCUUGUGCUACUACUGCUGUUACUGAGAGCGACACCUGGCGGUAGAGCAAGGAUAGGGAAAUGACGGAAGGAUGUGUGGCGAUGGAUGUUGGUGUGGUCAGUGCCGACAAGGAGCGGUAGUGAGGAGUGAAGAGGAGAAGAAGCUUGUAUUUGCUGAUGUCAUCAGAGUUCUGACCUUUUUGUAAAUGCUGUUGAACGAGUAUAUAGUCUUGAAAUCGAAUUUGGCCUGAAAGAAAAUAGGACAAGUAAAAGAGGCUACCUUAUCGACGUUUAUAGUUGGUGG